UCGUUUCAAUAUGUCAGAAAAAUCAUGAGAUUUCGUUCUCUCUUUAAUCUAUCAAGCUUAUAUCAUCCUGGACACUUGAGAAUUGCUCACUAUAAACAUUUUCUCAGGAUCAGAGCACGGAUCCGUCAGCAUGAUAUUAGAUGGGCAACAGGUCCAGCUACACGAUCACAGCUGAGUGCUCGGAGGARUAUUACAACUGUUGUAUUUACAGGUUGCUUAGGAUAUUCAAUAUACGCUGCACAGCCAUGGGAUCCUAUCAACAGAAGAAAAAUAAGGGUUGGCAUUGAAGGAAUCGGUCGAUUCUUUAGAUCAUUCCACAUUGGUCUAACAAUAUCUGUAGAUUACUGGUGGGCGCUUUAUGGCUUAGAUCCUGAAAGCCAAGCUUACAAAGAAGCCAUUAAUCAAUGUCACCAAAGAGCAGCAGAGCGCAUAGUUGUUGGCGCAAUACAAAAUGGAGGUCUUUAUGUCAAACUUGGACAAGGUUUAGCAUGCUUUAACCAUAUCUUACCAAGGCAAUACAUAGACACCCUGCAAGUCCUAAGAGACCAGGCAUUGAGAAGGCAGCUUGAUGAAGUGGAUCAGCUGUUUCUGGAAGACUUUGGUCAAAAACCAUGUGAACUAUUUAAAGAAUUUGAUUCUCAACCCAUUGCGGCAGCCAGUCUUGCACAGGUUCAUAAGGCUGUUACUAAGGAUGGUACAAAAUUAGCUGUCAAGAUCCAAUAUAUUGACCUGAGAGAUCGUUAUGAAGGGGAUUUAUGGACAUUGAAAGUACUUCUAAAAGUCAUCAGUUGGAUGCACCCAAUGUUCACCUUCUCAUGGGUUCUAGAGGAUCUAAAAGACACACUCAAACAAGAACUUGACUUUGAGCAUGAAGGAAAAAAUGGYGAAAGAUGUGCUGAAGAUUUGUCAGACCUUAGUUUUGUGUAUGUACCAAAGAUAUAUUGGAAGUGGACCAGUAAGCGCGUAUUGACAACCGAGUUCAUUGAAGGAUGUAGGGUUGAUGAAACUGAGAAAUUGCAACAAGCUGGCCUUGAUGUUGCCGAUGUUUCAGGAAAAAUGAUAAAAGCAUUUGGAGAACAGAUUUUUCAAUCUGGAUUUUUACAUGGAGACCCUCAUGCAGCCAAUGUUUUUGUUCGCCCAGGAAAAGACAAGAAAGCAGAAAUAGUAAUUUUAGACCAUGGGUUGUAUGAGCRGCUUGAACAAAGAGAUAGAGUAAACCUAUGCAAGUUGUGGGAGUCCAUUGUGCUAAACCGACAAGACAAAAUGAAGUUUUACAGUCAAGAACUAGGGGUUGAUGAUUAUGAGAAUUUCACACAAAUUCUUCUUCAAAGACCAUUUGCUUGGGGCAGUGCAGGCCGACUGUUUACAACUAAAGUGACAGAAGAAGAUUUUGAAAUCAUGACAAAACUUGCUCAAGGUCAUUUUGAACGAGUGAUAACUAUCCUAAAACAGCUACCAAGAACUAUGCUUCUUGUCUUUAGAAAUUUGAACACUGUACGGGCUGUCAAUGAUGACCUUGGUGCACCUGUUGACCGGUUUGUCAUCAUGGCUAAAUGUGCAAUUCGAGGCUGCAACGACCCAUUGGCCAACACUUCAUUAAUUGGAACUCUUCAUACCUACUGGCAAACCUUGGUUUUUGACAUACGCAUUCGAUAUUUGAGUCUGCGCGCUUGGUUCGUCGAGAGGUACAUGAUGUUAUUGCAAUACUUAGGCCGUGCACCCGAAGGAAUGACACAGCAACUCAAAUCUAAACUACGUACGUUACAGGACAUGGACACCGCWAAGAAAGACCAACAAGAACUAUCCCAGCUGAUAUCACUUAAAUUAGAACUUUCCCAAGGGUGGAGAGCCCGCUCAGAUACAGCUAACGAAUGKUUUUUUCAUCUUAUGGGUGGCUCAUAUACUCUACCAAAUAUAGACUGAAAGAUAUGAUCAAUGAAAUCAUUUGAUAAUGUAAUGAUAAUGUA
Exaiptasia diaphana is the source of this 1967-nucleotide messenger RNA. RefSeq lists its product as uncharacterized. The coding region runs from base 25 to 1923 and encodes 632 amino acids. The transcript is spliced from 14 exons. Lineage: Eukaryota; Metazoa; Cnidaria; Anthozoa; Actiniaria; Aiptasiidae. The record is from RefSeq and is a predicted model, not a curated record.